UUUUUAAAAAAUAUACAUAAACAAUACAACGUUUGAAUUAUGUUUGAGAUAACAAAAUAUAUUUUCAAAUAUUCAUCGAAUAUAAUUCAAAUCAUUAUACCAACGCAUACGUUACAACAUAGAGUAUAACAAUUUUUUAACGAUUUUCGAAGAUAUUUUUUAUUUUUUCCCUCUUAUCGUUGGCGUUUUAAUAACUGGGCUGCGUUUAGAAACAUCAUCCGGGUGUUCUAGCUAUCAUUUUACCCUUGUUUGUCAUCGAAUGUUAAACAGAAAUAAUAUGAUAGCUAGCACACCCGGGUGAUGUUUCUGAACGCAACCCUGAACUGCUAUAACUAAGACGCUUAUGUGCUUGGGUUAAAAAAUGUUAUACUUAAAGUUUAUUGCAAUUGUAGUUUUUUGAGUGUUGUCCUCAUUAAAAUGUUUAUCUUUAAAUAAUUUCCAUUUUAUUAAUAAUUAUAAUUAAACUGUUAUUAAUUGUGCACAUCUUCUGCAGUAAUCUUAAUCUUGUAGUAAUUAUUUAGGACGUAAUAUUCUCCAUUAUGUUUUUAUAAUAAUUAAUAUAAAUUUUCUACGUAUAAUUCUAUGCAUUAUUUUUGCAUUAUUAUUAUACAAAAUGUUUUACUAUACAAUAAAUAUGUGAGAAAUAAAUAGUAUUUUUUGAAGUUGUUUAAAGCCUUUGGCACACAAUACAAUUUGCCAUGCUAGGUCGCAUAUGAGAUAUCUUACUACGUAUCCUUUUUGGCUUACGAUUGCUGAUAAUCAUCUGAAUCAAUUAGGACACAAGACAUCUCAUAUGCGACCUAGCAUGGAAAAUCGUAUCCUGUGCUGAAUGCUUAAGACACAAAGAUUUUAAUGAGAGUCAGCAUUCCCAAAUUUUGGGAAAAUUAGAGUGUAUUACACGUUAGCUGUAUUCUUAAGAAGACAGCGUUUCAUUACUUUUGCAAUGAACAAUUUAGUUGUUAAGAUGUCAGAAAGACAAAUCGUUUAUUUUCAGCUGCAAAUUGACUGCAAUGAAAUCUUUGGUAAUAGCAAUACGUUGAUUUGUUCUAGAUGAAUAUCAGAUGAACAUACCAUUAUCCAGUAAAAAUCAAAAUUUAUUUAAGGAUUGUGAAGAUAAUCUAAAAGAAAAACACUGCAAGAGUGUAGGCAGACAUUCAACAAAGGAUAAACCUAUAAAAAUAAAACGCCGUUCGACAUCUCCCUAUGGUCCUACAAAACGAAUUCGUUGGAAUGAAGAGGAAAAAAAUGCUGUUACAUCUGCAUUUGGAACAUAUAUUGACUCUACGAAAUUGCCUUCUUUGCAAGAGAUUAACAAGGUUAUAGAAAACUCUCCAUGUUUAAAAAGUCGUACAGCACCGCAAAUAAAAACAUGGCUGCAUAAUCAACGAAAAUCUCGAAUGCAAAAUAAAUAAGUUUAGUUGAGAUGUUUAUCUAAUGAGAUUAAUAAUUAUCCGUAUACUUUUAUUAUUUUUAUAAAUAGUACCUGUUACAACGCAAUUUAAUGCAAAUUUAAUGUUUAUUUUUAUCGCAAAUUAGUCUUGCGAUUUUUGGUUUAUAAGUACCUAAUAUAACUUUUAAAGCAUGUCAUUAAUAUGUCAAAUAAUUUUGUCUUCACAAAGAUAUCUUUUAUAUUGUGAUGUAAUUUAUACAGGCUUUUAUUUUCUUUUGUAAUGAUUAUAAUUUAAAAAAAAAUAUAUAUUUUUCAAGUACUUAUUUCGUAUAAUAUUUAAAAACAAACUAAUGUUAUUAACGAUAAAAAUGUUUUUAUAAAAGAUAUCUCGUGAUUUAAUUCAGAGAUUUAGGAUGUAUUUCACACGUGCGUAUGAUGCAUGAUGCAUCACGUGUAUAAUGUAUGAAAUGGGACGCAUCUCUACAUUUAUGAUUGUAAAUGGUACGGUUAUUCUUACAGUUUUCAUACAUAAUUCUUAUAACUUUAAAAACAGGCAGUUAUUAACGAUAUGUCAAAUAUUUUUGUUUUUAUGAAAAAUAUGCUACAUUGUGAUGUAAUUUGGAAACUUAUAAUUAUAUUUAUUUUAUAAGCGAUAAAAGAGACUGUUUAUAACGAGACUGUUUAUAAUUUUGAAAUAAAGAUUUCAAAAUUUCUAAUUAUGUUAAGGAAAUAUAAAGAAAAAACUGCCAAAAAAAUUAUUUUUUAUUAAAUAAGAUAACUACAUUAAUAGCGCUAAAAUUUUGUAAUAUAUUGUGCGUGUGAUUGGUGCAGAUAUUUUAACUUUGCAGGAUUUUAAAGUUUUUGUCUUUUGCACUUAAAAAAAAAAA
Messenger RNA from Monomorium pharaonis (pharaoh ant), 2277 nucleotides. RefSeq lists its product as uncharacterized. Bases 1062 to 1412 code for a protein of 116 amino acids. NCBI's taxonomy places the organism in Eukaryota, Metazoa, Arthropoda, Insecta, Hymenoptera, Formicidae. The transcript is spliced from 3 exons. The record is from RefSeq and is a predicted model, not a curated record.